UGCUGUGAGUACACCAGUCCCUUCCAGCAGGCAGCUGCACAGCAGAGCUCUGCUCCUCGGCCCGCGACACCACUGCACCCAGUGCUCUCACAGCACUACCUGGAGAGUGAGGGGCUGCGCCUGCUGCUGCUUGCUCGCUGAGCUGUACGUACCAAGAAGUACCAGGUGAGGGAUGCUCUAGGAUCGUGGUGGAGACACACAACCUUCAGGCUGUGCCCCACAGUGGCCAGAUAUGGCUAACUCGGCACUGGGAACCAUCCUGGCUGUUCUGGCCUCGCUCAUCAUCACUGCCAACGUACUGGUGGCCAUCGUCCUUCUUCGCCUUAUCCAGAAGAGCGGCUACAAGGGACACUAUUUUGUCCUUAAUCUCGCUGUCGCAGAUGCCAUGGUUGGCUUCACGGUUAUGGGUCUGGUCAUGGAUGAGUUUUCUGAGCCCUUUUAUCCACCUCAGAUCUUCUGUGUCCUGCGAAUGGCUUUUGUGACUUCCUCUUCUGCUGCUUCUAUCCUGUCCUUGAUUCUGGUUGCGUGUGACAGGCACUUGGCAAUCAGAAAGCCUUUCCACUAUCUCCAGUUGGUCACGGGCUUGAGGGUUGGGUUGCGCCUGGUGGGGCUCUGGCUGCUUGCCGCUAUCAUUGGCUUCCUCCCAGUGUUUGUCCCAGUCUUUCAGAAGAUCUCUGACCAGGAAAAGUGUUCCUUCUUUGGAGUCUUCCAACCCACCUACAUGCUCAGUGUCUCCUGCAUCGGCUUCUUUCCAGCACUGUUUCUCUUCAUUUACCUCUACUGUGACAUGUUGAAAAUUGCCUCUGUGCAUGUGCAGCAUAUCCGUGAAGUAGAACACGCGGGGCUGGCAGGGAGCUGCCCCCCACCCCACACCACUAGUGACAUGAAGGCCUUGCGCACCGUGGCUAUCCUCAUCGGGUGCUUCGCGCUGUCCUGGUUGCCAUUCUUCAUCGCCAGCAUCGUGCAAACUGUGUGUACCAACUGCUUAACCUACAAAGUCAUCGAGAGCUACCUCUGGCUUCUGGGACUGUGUAACUCCCUCCUGAACCCCCUGCUCUACUCCUGCUGGCAGAAGGAUGUGCGGCUGCAGUUCUCCCAGCUAGCUGCCGGUGUAAAGAGGAGAGUCCUCCUUCACUUGGGCAAUCGCCACCGUUUCCCCGGCAGAGGCACCAAAUCCCUUCCUACCGUGUCCUGCUUGCGGCUCCAGGACUGACGUGGUAAGGAGUAGCAAUCACUCGCUUU
Anas platyrhynchos (mallard) is the source of this 1242-nucleotide messenger RNA. Lineage: Eukaryota; Metazoa; Chordata; Aves; Anseriformes; Anatidae. The record is from RefSeq and is a predicted model, not a curated record.